CGCUCGCCGCGGCGCCCUGCAGCCCGAGCCGCAUGACGCGCAGAGGAGGCAGCGGGAGCCGCCGGAGCCGCGGGAGCCGGGACCCCGUUGCCGCGCACGGGGGGUGGGCGCCGCUUGCUCCGCCCCGCGAAGCUCCUGCGCGCCCAGGGACGGGUCCCCUCCGCGACCGCUGCGCCGGGCCCAGCCGCGGGGCCGCCGCUGCUGCCAUGUCCCCGGGGAAGCCCGGGGCGGGCGGAGCGGGGACUAGGCGGACCGGCUGGAGGAGGCGGAGGCGGAGGCGGUGGCUGCAGGCGGCGAGCGGGGCGCCCGGGCUCGGGCGCACGGCGGGGCCGGACUCGCGCGGCCCGGACACGUUCCAGAGCGCGCGGGGCAUGAAGCCGGCGGCGCGGGAGGCGCGGCCACCUCGGCGCCCGUCCCGGCUGCGCUGGGCGCUGCCGCCGCUGCUGCUGCUGUGUCGCCUGGGCCAGAUUUUGUGCCACAGUGCCUGUGACGACCUGUCCUGCAGCCCGGUGAUGGUCCUGUCUACAACCAAUGAGACUCUUCCUAGUGAGCUGCCGGGAAACUAUUCAGCACGCACUCCGACUGACUGGGGCAGCCAGAGUCACGGGAACCUCUCAGUGAAUGAGAAGAGCCUCGACCCAGUGUGGACAAUUGCUUCCAAAAGUCCAACCAGUGUGAGUCUGAAAUGGAAAAACGGCGGCCGAAAUGCUUCUGAGUAUAAAGUACAGAGUGAGAACGGGCAGCUGAGUUAUGUGCCAAGUGAAAGCGGCAUCAACAUCACACACUUAAGUCCAGCAACUUUGUAUAACUUCUCCAUCACUUCAGGAACAGACGGGACUGAGAGAGACACCGCAGUCGUAACUUUCACUACAGAGCCGCUUCCAGUUUCUCGUCUCUGCGUCGCCUUCAAGGGGGUGGUGAAAGUUGCUCUCACCUGGGAGACUGGUGUUGGCAACACCACCUGCCGGAUUCUCCUUGAAGACCAGGGAAGCCACAAGGAGUUGGAUCCAAACUUAAUAGUCAAUACUACAAUCAAGUCAGGGUCUAUCUAUGAGGCCCGAUGUGUUUCAGAAUCAGAGAAGAUGCAGACAGACUCCGUGGCUGGAGGACGUGGCUCAGAUGCCACCGGCACAGGGGGCAUGGCUGGGACUGCCCCUGGGAGCAAAUGCCAACUCGAUCCUAGCAGACAACCCUCUACUUUUCCGGCCAAUAAAACGGAAGUCCUGCUUCUUGGGUUAAAGUCUGGCACAUGGUACAAGGCCACUGUUUAUUCUCAAGCAGAGGAUGGCACAGAGGGACAGCCCAUGGUCACAGAAUUCAGGACAGAUUCCUUUCAGGUUUUGGACCUCGAAGCUGCCAACAUCAGUGCCACAAGCAUGACCCUGACAUGGAAAAUGAAUGAUAAUGGGUCGUGCUUGCUCUACACCUACAAUGUAAAAGUUGUCGGGGACACCGAGCUCUUCAACCUCACCGUCAAUGAGACUCAGACUGUCCUCACUGAACUCAGCCCGAAUACUUUCUACAACAUCACAGUGUGUCCUUCCUUCCAGGAUGGUUCUGAGUGCAUACCGGGCUUCCUCCAAGUGUACACCCGUCCUGCUCCAGUGUCCGACUUCCGAGUCACGGCCGUCAACACCAGGAGUAUUGGCUUAGCUUGGAGCAGCAAAGACUCGGAUUCCUUUAAGAUACUGACCAGGCAGGACGGAGCUGCAAAACUUCAGACGCAAACAACCAACCAAAGCAGCAUUUUCAUUGGUGACUUAUACCCCGGCACCAAGUACUGUUUUGAAAUAGUCCCACUAGGACGAAAUGGGACUGAAGGGGAUUCCCAAAACAUUUGCAGUACAACUGGCUCCAGUGGAGUGUGUGACAUCCGUGUGACCCACGUCACCACAGCCGAGAUACAGCUGGAGUGGCAGAGUGUAGACAACGCCUCCGACUACAUCUACCACCUCGACCUGAGGUCUGAGCACAGUGCUGAGCAGACCAACAGUUCUCACAGAGCCUUCACUUUCAGGGGCCUGGUCCCGGGCACCUUGUAUAACAUCACAAUUGUUCCAGAAGUGCAAGGCGUCCCGGGGCGCCCCAGCUCCAUUGCACAGUACACACGGCCCAGCACCGUGUUCCGUGUUGAGAUCAGCACCAACACCACCGCAGCAGCCAUCCGCUGGCAGAACUCCGACAAGGCCUCUCCCAACUACACCUACCGCCUUCUCGUCGAGAGGGAAGGCAAUUCCAGCAAUGCCACUGAGGUAGUCACAGGCAUUGGCGUCACUGGUGCUACAGUCCCCGAUUUAAUACCUGGCUCAGGGUACACCAUACAGAUCUUCGCCCAGGUGGGGGAAGGCACCGAGUCACUGGAACCUGGCUGGCAGUCAUUCUGUACAGAUCCGGCCCCAGUAGCCUCAGUCCAGUGUGAAGUGGUCCCCAAAACGCCGACCUUGGUUCUAAGGUGGGCCUGCCCUGCUGGCACCAGUAUGGGCUUCCAGGUGGAGGUCAGCAGAGGAGACUGGAGGAACGAGACACACCUGGAGGGCUGCCCCCUGGAGGAGGCUGGCACUGAGUACUGGACGGAAGUCACACAUUUGAAUUUCUCUACCUCGUAUGACAUCAACGUCACCACCUUGUCCUGUAACAAGAUGGCAACCCCUACCCUAAACUCCUGCGUCACGAGCAUCACAGACCCACCUCCUCCAGAUGGAUCUCCUAAUAUUACAUCUAUCAGUCACAAUUCGGUAAAGGUCAAGUUCAGUGGGUUUGAAGCCAGCCACGGGCCCAUCAAAGCCUACGCUCUCAUUCUCACCACUGGGGAAGCUAACCCGUCGGCAGAGGUUUUGAGCCAUACGUAUGAAGAUUUCAAAAAGGGGGCCUCGGCUACUUACGUGACGUACUUCAUAACCACAGGAGAAAACGCAAGUUCCGAGGGCUUGUCUGAAGUCUUGAAAUAUGAAAUCAACGUGGGGAAUGAGUCGAACACGCACGGCUAUUACAACGGGAAGCUGGAGCCCCUGGGCUCCUAUCGGGCGUGUGUGGCCGGCUUCACCAAUAUUACCUUUGGCACUGACGGUCUUCUCAUAGAUGGGAACAGGAGCUACGUGUCCUUCAGUCGCUACUCAGACGCCGUUUUCCUGCCCCAGGACCCAGGAGUCAUCUGUGGAGCGGUGUUUGGAUGCAUCUUCGGUGCCCUGGUCAUCGUGGCCGUCGGAGGCUUCAUCUUCUGGAGAAAGAAAAGGAAAGAUGCAAAGCACAAUGACUUGCCCUUUUCUCAAAUUAAACCUAAAAAGUCCAAGUUAGUCAGAGUGGAGAAUUUUGAGGCCUACUUUAAGAAGCAGCAGGCUGACUCCAACUGCGGGUUCGCAGAAGAAUAUGAAGAUCUGAAGCUUGUUGGAAUUAAUCAGCCCAAAUAUGCAGCGGAACUGGCUGAGAACAGAGGAAAGAAUCGCUAUAAUAAUGUUCUGCCUUAUGAUAUCUCGCGUGUCAGGCUUUCCGUCCACACCCACUCUGCUGACGACUACGUCAAUGCCAACUACAUGCCUGGCUACCAUUCCAAGAAAGAAUUCAUCGCCACACAAGGACCUUUACCCAACACUUUGAAAGAUUUUUGGCGAAUGGUUUGGGAGAAAAACGUGUAUGCCAUUGUCAUGCUGACCAAGUGCGUCGAACAGGGGAGGACCAAAUGUGAGGAGUACUGGCCUUCCAAGCAGGCCAAGGACUAUGGGAGCCUCACUGUGGCAAUGACCUCAGAAAUCGUUCUUCCAGAAUGGACCAUCAGAGACUUCACGGUGAAAAACAACAUGACAAGUGACAGUCACCCUCUGCGACAGUUCCACUUCACCUCCUGGCCUGACCACGGGGUGCCGGACACCACCGACCUCCUCAUCAACUUCCGGUAUCUGGUUCGCGACUACAUGAAGCAGAGUCCCCCUGAAUCGCCGGUUCUGGUGCAUUGCAGUGCGGGCGUUGGGCGGACGGGCACGUUCAUCGCCAUCGACCGUCUCAUCUACCAGAUGGAGAACGAGAACGCAGUGGACGUGUACGGGAUUGUGUAUGACCUUCGAAUGCACAGGCCUUUGAUGGUGCAGACCGAGGACCAGUAUGUUUUCCUCAAUCAGUGUGUCUUGGACAUUGUCAGAUCCCAGAGGGACUCAAAGGUAGAUCUCAUCUACCAGAACACGACCGCAAUGACAAUCUACGAAAACCUCGCGCCAGUGGCCACGCUGGGACACAUCAAUGGUCACAUCGCCUAGGCCCAAGGGCCGCCCUUGCUGGAGUCGACUAGCCCAUCACACCCAGGGCACAGGGAAACGCCCUCGUGUGGACAAGUUCUUUUAUGUCUGGUGUCUUCAUUCUGUGUUCUGUUUGGUUGGAACUAAUGGGGGGUGUGAAGCCACACACGUGACACCUGAUGAGUGAGAAGCUGGGGCUGUUGGGGGUGGUGGGAGGGGCGUGUCCAUCAGUGACAUUCCUGGCCACCAAUGGAUGAGUUCACGUCUUUUGUCCUUGGGAAUUAUGGAAAAUUAGGACAAGUGAGCUAUGACUUUUUUUGUCGAAACAAGAUUUGUUUUUAAAGACUAUUUUCUAUGAUCCACAUGCUAAAGCCAGGACUGUAUUGGGUUGAAUAUAUUUUAAGUAUCAGAGGUCUAUUUUUACCUACUGUGUCUUGGAAUCUUGCUGAGGGAACCUGCCUAACUGUGGAUGGUGACCCUGUGGGGGGCAGGGGUCGUCCGUGGCCCCUCCCCCCCACCGGGGUUUUCUAUUUGAACACGUGCCUUUUCUGAAUUAUGCUUCCACAGGCAACACUCAGUAGAUUUCUCUAUUUUUGUAUUGAAUCUCAUAAUUGGAAUAUGUGGAAUAUUUAAACAGUAGUUUAGGAUCAGAAGUUCGGCCUUCUCAGUGACAUUCCUGCUCCUGUCUGAUCAGAGGAGACGCCCCCACCCCCUUUUGUGUUCUAUUCUGUCCCCCCCCCAUUUCUCCCAAAGACGUGCCUGCCAGGCACACUCUCAGCCCCGGGGCUGAGAGUGGAGACCACGUGUCACCUUGAGGAUUUUGAGGCUGGGGAAGCAAAAGAGCCCCCCCCCCAGCGCUGGACUCUCCAGCACUGGUCCCCGUUUUUUGCUUUUUCUCGUUUCUGUAUUUGGUAAGAAGGAUUAUUUAAAGGUGCAAUAUGUGGCUUAGUGAUUCACGAUGGCUCUAGGUUUUUAGUAACGUUUUACUCAGGUUGGCGUUUUGUGUGUGUCUGUGUAUAUGUGUGUGUUUAAAAGCGUGGCAGUCUGUGAACACUUCAGUGUGGCAAGUGUCAAAUUAAUUCCUCCUCUUUCAAAGGCCACUGGCUUUAGUCUGUCUGCAGUGGACAAUAUCGGUACCUACUGUAUAUACAUGUGUAUACUGAACUCUUCAAAAAGUCAUUCCUUUGAACUGAGGUGUACAAAGUUUGAAUUUGUAUCAAAGAUGUAAUUAUUAUUUUUAAAACCUCUUUCACUAUACUGCUGCUGUAAUUACUUUGAUUUUUUAAAAAGUGUAGAUUAACUUUUUUUUUUUUUGCUUCAGAUGUGUAUCCACCAAGAAUUUCAGAAUUUAUGUGGAUUUAUUUUAUUGGUACAUAAUCUGUAAACUUCUCAAGGCAUUAACAUGAAAGGAUUGUUUCUUUUUAUUUUAUAUUGUGGCUCAGGUUAUAUUGUGGAGAGAUGCUGAGUGUGUCCUUCAACAGGCAAUGAAGUAUACAAGGUCUUAUGAAGGAAUGUCCCGGUCCCUGAGAGCCCGUGGCCGUGUGCCACAGCCAUGAACCUGCUGUAAACUGGGGACACACGUGUCCCGUUGAAGACGGGGCAGGUCUCUUCCCCAGGCCCGGGCCGAGUGCCCGCCUGCAGCCGGUCUCCUGACCCCGCCUCUCCCCUCGGUGUGCCCGCACUUUGAUGCCAGACUGAACAUGUGACUGGGUAUUUUGGGGUUGCGAAGGAUGAACCACAAGGUCCUGAGAGCCCUCGAUUCAGUUCAGGCGUCUUUUGUCCCCCUUUCCCGGAGAGGUCCCGAAAAAACUGAAAGGAGAGGCGGCGGUGGUGUCAGGUUUUGGGAGAAGCUUGCUGCCCAAGUGGAAAUUGCACUUUUUGCUGAACCCUUUGCUCUCUUUCUAGUGAGCAGUUCCUUCUGUAUCCGACUCCUGAAGGAAUGGGCGGGCGGGCCGGCCAGGUCAGGCCCCUCUGGACUCAGCUUCGGAGGCGUGGGUUUCAGGGAAGCCACGGUCCGAGGUGCUGAGGGCACCUGGGUUCGGGUGUGUUGCUUCCACACCCUGGCACUGACCGGGCCCCCCGCCCGGGCGCGUGGAUCCUGGUGCGCUCGCCCUGUGGUGCCACUGGGAGGUUCCUGUGCGGGCGGCAGUUCUGGGGCCACCCCGCCCUGCUGCGGUUUGUCAGGAAGCCUGUGUGGCCGGUGUGAAAUCCCGUGGAGAUGCCCGCCCUGCCCCCUCUGCCCACACCACUGCCACGGAGACACGGGGCGGGGGAAGGGCUGGGCCCUCCGAAUUCCUUUGAAACUAAUGAAAACAAUAAUUAUAACCAUGUUGUGUGAAAAGUCAAAAACCAGAAGCCCUCCUCCCUUCUGCCUGGUGUGGGCCUGGGAGCCCGGCCGCAGCCCGCAAGCCACUGCCUGGCCUCACUCUGAAUCCCUGGGGAAGGCUUGUGCCCCGAGGUCCGGAUUCCAAAUGGCAGGUCACCCAGAGGUCACAAUGCCUCUCUGAGCCCCAAGGGUGGCUGGGGCUGCAGCCCGUGGGGGUGGCGACCGUAUUUAUAGCAGUGAUGGAAAAGGGAAGAUUAAUAUGUAAAAAAUAUAACAGACAUAGGGGCUGGGGGUGCGGGUUAGUGGUCACAGGAAAGAGGAAGAUGUGUUUGAGCUCCUGCCCCAAGCCCAGGAGUGGCGAACUCAGAUUUGAGGGGUCGAGUGCCAUCGUGGGGCUGGUGGAAUCCUCUGCCAUGCUAGCACUGGGGUUGCCCGCAGGAGAGCAGCCAGGGUGGGGCAGCCAGCAGUCAAAGAGCCAAAGAUUGAUGGGCAGUGGCUUGGGGGAUUCGGGUCAUGGGAUCUCUUCCCAGAGCAAAGAUGUUUUGCCUCCAAAGUUAAAUGUAGCGACGACUGGCGCCAGGAGGAAAUGACAUUUGGGGUCCGCUCUCUGUGCCCAGGCAGUGACCUCCAGCUGGACUUGGAAGCACAGACUCCACUGGAUUCGGGCUUCUCCUUGUCAGGGGCUCCUGGGAGGUGGGGGCUGGCCGCUGAUUCCAGUCUGCUCUGCGUCGGGGAUGGAAAAGCUCUGGUUUCUUCCGGAAUGCUGGAUCCUGCGCACAGAGCUCCACAGGACUCGGUGGCGGAUGUGAUUGGCGUCAGCGGUCCCAAGCUCUGAGCUUUCACUCCCCAGAGCCGUUGAGUGUUCUGCACACUGUAGCUUCCCCGUCCCUGCCAGGCUGUGGGGCCCAGGUGGUAGGAUGUGUUGAUGUAGACUUUAAAACUGUAAUUUUCUUGUAACUAUUUUGGAAUGAUGCAUAUUUCUAAUGUUUGUUACACUUGUACAGAGUAUUGCUGUUGAUUGCUUUUCUUUGUUUUGUAAGAAAAAUAUGGCCUGAAAAAAAAUUUUUUUAAAGACUUACAAAUACCAAAUAUAAAAAAAUGUCGAUACAUUA
Artibeus jamaicensis (Jamaican fruit-eating bat) is the source of this 7664-nucleotide messenger RNA. RefSeq names its product protein tyrosine phosphatase receptor type J (gene PTPRJ). The transcript has 25 exons. The record is from RefSeq and is a predicted model, not a curated record. Gene Ontology annotation, molecular function: cadherin binding; protein tyrosine phosphatase activity. Gene Ontology annotation, biological process: protein dephosphorylation; angiogenesis. NCBI's taxonomy places the organism in Eukaryota, Metazoa, Chordata, Mammalia, Chiroptera, Phyllostomidae. Bases 33 to 4247 code for a protein of 1404 amino acids.